UUGAGUGUUGUCAGUCCUAAGUCUGCAUGUUCACAUAGUGACCCCAUGGAUUUUCCUUGACUACUCCAGUGUCUUCCAAUAUGCCUAAUAUGUGCCAGUUAUCAAAUCAACUUACUAUAAAUUAACACUUGUGUUAAUGGGUGGCAGGAGAUUUACAGAGGUGAAGGGCUGGUCAAGUCAAAGAAGAAGUUAAAGAAAAAUGAGAAAGCGUAAUUACUAUAGUUGGUGCUUGAUGGUGGGUAUGGAUGCAGUGGGCUGAAAGGCCAAUUCUCCUUCUAAAUGAUGCUCUUCCUGCUCCUGUAAUAGUUUGCCUUUGGAACUAGAUUCUUUUCUCCUCUGAUUUUGGCCUUUUGCACAUUUCCUUUCCUUUAUUUCUACUAAUAAUUAAGGCUUUCCCUGCCUCAAAUGUAUUUUUAAGAUCUAUAUAUCAUAAGGUCUCUUUCUUGCUAUUUUCUCCCCAUCUUUAAAAUUUACAUUUGUAAGCAACCUCUUAGUCACUUUACUUAAUCUCACCUCCAUAAUUCAGGUCCAUUGCUUUUAGCAAUUUUGCUUCUCCGUUCUCGGUAAAGUAUUAUGUUUUGUAACUUCAAAAAUUAAACUAAUUCAAAGGAAGACACGAGAGUCCAAAAUGUGAGCCUAACUUGAGUUUACUUCAAGCAAGGCAUGCAGUAUAUUGUGGUAACUCAAUGACAUAUGCAAUUCACGUAUUUAUGCAUCUAACCCAUAAUGAAUUAUUGAAAUGAACAAGAAUGCUUAAUCAACCAAGAUGUAUAUACAGUACAAAAUUACUCAAAUAUUACUGAACUAUUAAAUACACCACACUCCUUCCUGCUUAGCAAAAAACUCUAACUCAAUAGAGAAUGCUUCUCAACUAUACACACAGUAUCCUAUAUAAUACAACUACUAUAUACAGACAUCCAUAGCAUUGUAAAUUUUAAAUUGUCUUACUCAUGCCAGAAGAUUUAAUCACGGUGGAGAUUUUCUUACUCUUGUGAGAUAACGUCUUUCCUGACAAGAAGGUUCACGCUGCUUAGCAGGUGAGACUUAUGGCUGUGAAAACAAACUCAGUUUCUGGGGCCUCCUAUUGUAGGAGGUGUAGGAGUAGGUGUAGGUUGUAGGAGGUGACUCUGAGACUGCAGAAAGUGGUUUUGACAACUCUGGAGACCUUUCUACUCUUUACCCUUUCUUCUUUUAGUUUGUGCAUCUUGAUCUUGGGAAGGUGCAUUUAGUUCACUGGAGUAUUCUCUUAUUAAUCCUCUGUUGCUGCCUUUACGAUCCAAUCUCUCCUGUUGGUUUCCUCAUCCAUAAUGUCAUCUGAUGAAUCUUGUUUUCAUUUCUCCAUUGCCUCCUUUCUUUUUCACCUUCCACUCAUUCAGCUGGGCUUUGGUCUUUGCAUCUACUUUUACAAGCAGCUUUUUGUCUCCCACUUGAAGUUCAUGCAAUAACCUUAGUGCAUGCAGAGUAGAUUCUGGUUCUUUAUCCUCACAAAAGCUGAAUGGUUGCAACUUUCCUGAAGCUCCUUGAACUCUCUUCCAGCUUAAAAACAAGGCACAGUUCACAAGUAACUGCCUGAUUAAUGUAUCAGAAGCUUUCUCAGAUAUGUUGCCUACAAAAACUGUUGUACUGUUGGCCUGUGAGGUUGCAGCAGAAGCUAUUGAGAACACUUCUGGCCACUUUGUAGCUGCGUCCACCGCUACUAAAAAAUGUUUGUCCAUGAAUGGACUGACAAAAUCCACAUGAAUUCUCUGCCAGGGCAAUGCAGGCCAUUCCCAGGGAUGAAGAGACGCUCCUGGCAUCUUAUGGGUCUGCUGGCAUCCCCAACAGUGCAUCACAAACCACUUGAGCUGCUGAUCCAACCCAGGCCCCAGACACUUUCAUUUUAACCACGCCCAGAUGACUCAUAUGUGGGGGUGGAGUUUCAAGAUGACGAUGUAGACAUCUGCCUUUUAGGCGCUCUUCAUCUUUUCAACUAUAAUCACCCUUUAAUCAAACCUUUUCGUAUUUAAUCAUAUGGGUUGUUACUUACGAUUUACUUUUUUUUCUAAAACAAUAUUUGAUCUAAUCUUUCUAAACUUAAAAUGGCUACAGCUAAGAAAUCAUCUAAAGACCCUUUAUCUCUCGAUGCAAUUUCUAAUCUUCUGGAUACUAAACUUGCAAGUUUGGAAAGUAGAUUGGAAAGUAAAGCGGCAAAUUUGGAAAGUAAACUGGCAAGGUUGGAAAAUAAACUUACCACGAAAAUGUCUGAACUUGAAGGAGUUGUUAGAUCGCUUGAUACCAAGCUUCAAUCGCAGGCAUCGGAUAUUCAACGGCAUGAAGACAAGAUCGUGACUCUUGAGAAGUUAAUUUGUGAAAAAAUACAUACAAUUGAAACGUUGGAGAAGAAGGUACUGUCGACUACUAGAACAGUUGAUCAGUAUAAGUUUAAAAUUACAGAUCUUGAAAACCGAUCUCGCAGACAGAAUUUGCGAAUCAUCGGGCUUCCCGAGAAAGUUGAGUCCGGUGACUUAACUGAAUUUUUCUCUAACUUAUUAUGGGAAGUUUUCGGCGCUGAAGCUUUGCAGGCUAAACCUAUUAUCGAUCGUGCCCACAGAGUUUCGAGAUUUUCGGCUACGGGUGACAAGCCACGGGCUGUGAUUGUUCGUCUCCAUUAUCCUCGGGAGAAAGAGCUUUCAAUCCGAUUAGCUCGUCAGAAAGAUGUUACUGAUUGUAAAUACGAUUCUAUUGCCAUUUCGGAUCAUGCACCUUUGAAGUUAUCUAUCAAGAUUUCGGACUCUUCCAUUAAUACUAGAUCUUGGAGACUCAACGCUACUUUGCUUCAAGAUCCAGAAUUUAUUACCUUUAUGAAACAGCAAAUUGACAUAUUUUUUUCAACAAACUAUACCGAAGAAAUUGACAGAGGAAUACUUUGGGAUUCUUUUAAGGCCUUUAUUCAUGGACAAAUUAUCUCAUAUUCCGCUGGUAAAAGAAAACAAAGAUAUUUAGAUAUAGCUUUAUUAGUGGAUAAAAUUAAAUAA
Messenger RNA from Hypanus sabinus (Atlantic stingray), 3014 nucleotides. RefSeq lists its product as uncharacterized. NCBI's taxonomy places the organism in Eukaryota, Metazoa, Chordata, Chondrichthyes, Myliobatiformes, Dasyatidae. Gene Ontology annotation, molecular function: single-stranded RNA binding. Gene Ontology annotation, biological process: retrotransposition. Gene Ontology annotation, cellular component: ribonucleoprotein complex. The transcript has 2 exons. The record is from RefSeq and is a predicted model, not a curated record. The coding region runs from base 2079 to 3014 and encodes 311 amino acids.